AUGGGCGUCCAGAAGAAGACGCGCAAGUUCGCGACCGUGAAACGCAUCAUCGGCCAGAAAGAUGCCCGCCUGAAGCAGAACCAGCAAAAAGGCGCAGAGUUGGCUAACAAGAAGAAAGACGACGAUGUGAUUAGAGAAGUCCCACAGAUGUCCUCCGCCCUCUUCUUCCAAUACAAUACUGCCCUUGUACCGCCCUACAACGUUCUCGUCGACACCAACUUCCUCUCCCACACAGUCCAGAAGAAACUCGAGAUGCUGCCGACCAUGAUGGACUGCCUCUACGCCAAGUGCAUCCCCAUCAUCACCGACUGCGUCAUGGGCGAACUCGAGAAACUCGGGCCCAAGUACCGGAUCGCGCUGCGUAUAGCGAGGGAUGAGCGCUGGGAACGGCUGAAGUGCGGGCACAAGGGCACGUAUGCUGAUGACUGUAUCGUGGACCGGGUGAUGAGACAUAAGAUCUAUAUUGUGGCUACGAAUGAUCGGGAUUUGAAGCGGAGGGUCAGGAAGGUGCCGGGUGUGCCGAUCAUGUCGGUCGCAAGGGGAAAGUAUGUGAUUGAGAGGCUGCCUGAUGCGCCGGAGAAGUGA
Molecule: messenger RNA, 585 nt
Organism: Cyphellophora attinorum
Lineage: Eukaryota; Fungi; Ascomycota; Eurotiomycetes; Chaetothyriales; Cyphellophoraceae
Product: rRNA-processing protein FCF1
Exons: 2
Coding region: 1-585 (194 amino acids)
Cellular component (GO): small-subunit processome; nucleolus
Source: RefSeq, a predicted model, not a curated record